Messenger RNA from Pelobates fuscus (common spadefoot toad), 706 nucleotides. RefSeq names its product heme-binding protein 2-like. The record is from RefSeq and is a predicted model, not a curated record. Lineage: Eukaryota; Metazoa; Chordata; Amphibia; Anura; Pelobatidae. The coding region runs from base 7 to 624 and encodes 205 amino acids. Gene Ontology annotation, cellular component: cytoplasm. The transcript is spliced from 4 exons. Gene Ontology annotation, molecular function: heme binding.
GAAAUUAUGUGCACAGAACUAAUCCUGGUGCUGACCUUCCUCUGUGUGUGGAGCAACGAGGUGACAGCUAAAGAUGGUUCUGAUGGGUACAAGACUCCGGAUUUCUGUAAAGGGUUUAAGUGCCCCAGAUAUCGAGUGGUGGAAAAGUAUGAAAAAUUCGAGGUACGAGAGUAUGAGCCAACAAACUGGGCAACAACCAUUGUAGACUUGUCGGCUGAUGUAGUACCUCAAAGUGAUCGUCUCUACCGGUAUAUCAGAGGAGCAAAUAAAAAAGGUUCAAGAAUGAACAUGACACUACCUUAUUCACUAUAUCUUCCAACAAGCGAAAACACAGAUACACUGCCCCUUGCAUUAUUUUAUCUCCCACCAGAAUUUGAAACUCCUAAACCAUUAGACGACAGUAUUUACGUUUACAGUUAUCCUGCAACGAGAUGGUAUGUUAGGUCUUUUAAAGGUCAUUUAAAAGUGGAACACUACUUUAAUCAUGCACGGGUUUUAACAACUGAGUUGGCGCAAUUGAAGAAACCAUUUGAAUGUACUUUCUGUUCAUGCAGUAUCUACAAUGGUCUAUAUGAGCUGGACGACUGUCAUAACGAAGUCGCAUUCAUGCUCAAGGAUAUAUAGAAAUCUGACUAAUUUAAUAUUGUAUUUUGAUGCCAAAAUGCUUAAGGAACUCUGAUAUGGUAAAUGAUUUUCUGAUGUGCAA